AUGCCGUCGACGAGCAUGCCUCAGCAGGCCUGCCUCCACGCCAAGAGGUGGGGAUGCCAAACAAGGUCGGCCCUGAACUGGCAGGAUUCACUUGAGGGAGACCGCCCGUCCUUUCACCAGUUGCUCUGGGCGCACCAAUCCCUAGGUCCUCCCCCUUCGCCUUCGGUAGGGCCCUCGAGCUCUGGCUACCCCUUGUUGUCGAGUGUUGAUUCGGCAAAUAAUCGUUUCUUUGGUCAGCUGGGGGGAAGUGGGAGUGAAGAAGAUGGGACAUCAUGGUGGGAGUUGGGUCAGGGGACUUGCCAGGUUGACGACGACACUGAUAAUUACGACAGCAACAAAUACGUCAGCAACAACUACGACAGCAAGGAAUACGGCAACAGUCUUGAGCGUCUCGGUUUCGAUUGGGUACCACCACACUUACCCUAUCAAGGCUCAGAGUUAAACCUUGACGGAAAUUUUCCAGACCUUUCGGCGAACACUCAAAACAUAUGCGAUGCUAUUUACAACACAAGCCAGGACCCCAAUGGCCUUGCAUCGCAGCAUCUCGACUUUUGUCCACCACUUCAGCAGAUACGCACACUGACUGAGAACGACGCCGAUGUUUCCGCGUGGGAUUCGGGUCCUGUCCCAAGGCCGAUAAUCCAAGGUCUUCCACUGAUGCAGCUGGACUGGCCUCCAUCACCGCUCGUGGACAUGCCGAUGCAAUCCUACAACCUUCAGCACACGCCCAGUUUCAAUCUCCUUACAAAUUGGGAGCAACCGGCUGCGAACCUUCAGCUUGAGCAAAAUACCUGUUUCUGCAUGAGCCCCUAUGGAUGGCAAACCACCAGCAGCACGAGCACGGCACGCUCUCCGGACAUGGCAUGGCAAGCAAGUACUGGAAGCAACUCGUCAACAAGCCCCAUUAGCUGGAACAGUGAUCAGUUCGUGUGCGAUUAUCCCCGCUGCAAGGUUACAAAACCCAGUCAGAAAGAGCUCAAGCGCCACCAAAAGUCACACAAGAAACCCCAUGUGUGCGAUGAGAACGGAUGUCCGUUUGCAUUCGCUGCUCCAGCACAGCUAGAACGGCACCGCAAAACACACCGUCGUGGAAACCUGGACGCGAGUGAAAAAUAUCAAUGUCCAACUUGUUCCAAGACUUACACUCGUGACGACAACUUGAAACGCCACAUUCGAGACGACCAUACUAGAUUGAACAAUUCAAGGCGAAGAAACGCCAACAGGCUAGGUAAUAUGUCUAGGGGGUUUGCUGGAAGUUGCUGGACGCGCGUUGAACUGGGGCACAUCCGGGAUCGGGCUGGAUUGUCCAUCUCCACGCUCUAUGUCGCAGAAGCGGAAGAGUCUCAAUGGUUGUGGCAGCAAUAUCAGAUAACAACUGACGUAGGCGUGGCUCUUCAACAAGCUUCAGGUUACAUGAACUUUCAGAGAGAACCGGCGCUAGGCAUGGUGUGCUGGGGUGACCGUUGCGUUGGCCGACCCGCUAAGGGCUUUUAUCCCUUCCCGGCUCUGUAGGCUGCGUCCAGGUUACCCCCGGCUUCGUCCUUCCUUUUCGAUUUGAUUGACGAGUAGUUCGACAUGUAUGUUUGGGCCCUGGACAGGUGUCUGGAUUGCGAUGAUACAGAUCGAAAGAUAAGACGAAGGAGGAAAAGCACUGGACGCAGACUACAGAGUCAAUAUUACACAUGAAGGAAGGGAUAAAAGCCCAAAUAUCGGCAAACGCAACGGAUUUUCUUGUUUUCUUUGUUGAAGAGAGAUGGAGGUAGCAGAUGGAGAUUGAGGGAAGAUGUGUAUUUGGGAGGUUCAGGUCAUCAAUGCUUGGUCUUGUCAUCAUUUGUUGACAUCUGGACCCUCCAAGUGAGUGUCUUUGGUGGGAUAGAUAGCGAUACAAUGGAAGAGGAGCUUUUC
Molecule: messenger RNA, 1905 nt
Organism: Neurospora crassa OR74A
Lineage: Eukaryota; Fungi; Ascomycota; Sordariomycetes; Sordariales; Sordariaceae
Exons: 5
Coding region: 1-1512 (503 amino acids)
Biological process (GO): regulation of transcription by RNA polymerase II
Cellular component (GO): nucleus
Source: RefSeq, a predicted model, not a curated record